Nilaparvata lugens (brown planthopper) is the source of this 6057-nucleotide messenger RNA. RefSeq names its product sorting nexin lst-4 (gene SH3PX1). The record is from RefSeq and is a predicted model, not a curated record. NCBI's taxonomy places the organism in Eukaryota, Metazoa, Arthropoda, Insecta, Hemiptera, Delphacidae. The transcript is spliced from 11 exons. Gene Ontology annotation, cellular component: plasma membrane; cytoplasmic vesicle. Gene Ontology annotation, molecular function: protein binding; phosphatidylinositol binding. Gene Ontology annotation, biological process: mitotic cell cycle; plasma membrane tubulation; endocytosis. The coding region runs from base 137 to 1771 and encodes 544 amino acids.
CCAUUCUGUAUAUAUUCUGUGACAGUAUAUUCUGUGCUGUCACUCCUCCCGCUGAUAGUUCAUAAUAUUCAUAAUUCAUUCAUUCUCAGUUCAGUUCAGUCAUGCCUAUGAGGUUCGUCAACUCUGACACAUUACUAUGUCAGAACUCAAGGUGCAAGCGCUGUAUGAUUUUACUGGUGAACCGGGAUCUUCGGAGCUGACGAUAGAGACAGGGGAAAUUCUUACUGUUACAAGAAAAGAUGUUGGUGAAGGAUGGUGGGAGGGUAUCAAUAAACAAGGCAAAACUGGAUUAUUCCCAGAAGCAUAUGUUCAGGAAUUAAAAGUAUCUAGCAAUCAACCACCAGCAAUUCCCCCACCACCAUUACCGGAAGGCAAUGAUUGGGGAAACACUCAACCUUCGGAAUUUCAGAACUACGAAUCGGUUGACUGGGAUGAUGAAUGGGACGACGACUCGGAGGGGGGAGGAUUGCCCCCUUUUGUGCAGCCCAUUCCACCCGGCGGCGGUGUACCCUAUCAAUCCGACAAACAUUCAGAAAAUAGUAUUGCAGGCAAAGAUAACAAGGGAACCGUUGGUCGUAAGAAUUUGAACAGAUUUUCGACAUUCGUCAAGUCUAGUGGUGAAAGUUACAUCUUAGGAACAGUAAAAUUAAAUGUUACUGAAGCAGACAAAGUGUAUGUGGUAGGAAGUGAAGAUUCUAUCACUUGGAACCCCAUUCAAGAGCCCUACCUAUGUCAGGUUGCGUCGCCUAAGAAAGAAACCAAACUCAAGGGGCUGAAGAGUUAUAUUGCCUAUCAGUUGACACCCACUUUCAACAACAUUCAAGUAUCCAGAAGAUAUAAACAUUUUGAUUGGUUACACGAAAGACUAGAAGUGAAGUUCGGCCUCAUACCAAUACCCCCAUUACCAGACAAACAGAUCUCAGGUCGAUACGAAGAACAAUUCAUAGAGCACAGGAAAAAUCAGCUGCAGGCAUUCGUGGACAGUGUAUGUCGACAUCCAGUCCUGUCCACCUGUGAGGUGUGGGAACAUUUCAUCACAUGUACCGACGAAAAAAGGUGGAAAGCCGGAAAACGGAAAGCAGAGAAAGACGAAUUAGUUGGAGCCAACUAUUUCUUAGCUUUGGUUACUCCCGAGAAACCAAUCAAUUUACUCAAAGUGGAGCAGGAGAAUGAAGCAUGUAGUAAAUUUGUUCAUGAAAUGGAUGUUGCUGUUAGAAAUCUAAUGGCCACUUCUUUAGACCAAACAAAAAAGCACCAAGGCCCUUACAAGAGAGAGUACCAGAGAAUAGGACAAGAUUUCUACAAUUUAGGUCAAGCUUUCAGUAUAGAAGAUGCAGCUUCAGGAACUGUUGACAAAAAUUUAACAUCCGCAAUUAAAAAAACUGGAAGUACAUAUGAUGAAAUCGGUAAGCUGUUUGAGGAACAGCCUAAAUUGGACUGGGAGCCAUUAGGAGAUACUUUGCAUAUAUUUAAGGGAAUUCUAGCUUCUUUUCCUGACAUUCUUCAAGUACAUAAGGGAGUUAUCCAAAAACGUAGAGAUUGUGAGAAACUAACGUUCGAACACAAAAUGGAAGCUUCACAGCUGCAAGAAGUUAGAAGGAGGACUGAUGUUGUGUCGUAUGCCUUAAUGGCGGAAAUCAAUCACUUUCACUCAGAGCGAAACACGCAGGUCAAGAAAGCAAUGAAAAGCUUUUUGAAAGAGCAGAUGCUGUUCUACCAAAAGAUUGUAGACAUGUUGGGUCACUCAUUGGCUGAAUUUGGUGAUGAUUGAAAAACUUCCAAAUCAUCCACAACAGAAGAUAGAUUCCGUGGGAAUUAAUGCACAUCUAAUGAAGAAAAACAUCUUUACGGCUGAAAUAAAUAAACACCGUUCAAGCUAAAUUCUACUCUUUCUCGAAAGUGUGAUUCAUCAGACUCUACAUUGUAAUUCUACUAUUAGGAUUGUGAAACAUGUGAAGUUACAUCUAAAGUUUUUGUUUUUUGUUACUUGUCGCCACCGCUGAAACUAAUAUUCAACUGGUAACGCCAAAUCAUUCAAAAAACAUCAAGUUUUUUCAAGUACAUUCCAGUAACUGACAGUAGUUACAAACUUGAUUUUUCUCAUCAUACCUCACGAUAUUUCAGGUGAUGGCACCCAACGCUUUUCUAUGUCUGUUGUAAGCCGCUGGUCUUGGCUCAUCGUCAUUAACCUCCUCACAAAACAUUAACAUAAGAAUUCCAUAACUAAAAAUAUUUGAAUUUAAAUAAAUUAUUUCUUAAUAAAUUUAUUUGAUUAUGUAGUAAUAAUUUUAAUAUUCAAUUUAAUAAAUUUUUUUAUAAUUUUCAACUGAAUUACUUGAAUUUAAUUUUUUGCUUAAUUUGAAUUUAAAAACACUGAAACUAAAUGAAUAUUUAUAAUUAUUGUCUUCAUAUUGAAGAGAUCGAUGACGCGAUAGUCAAGACCAGCGGAGGACGUAGAUAGUAAACUCAUACGGGAGAUGAUAAGUCAGCAGUCUUCACUGCUGAGGUACUGACUGAAUUGUUUUGUUUGAUUAGUGGCCAUCCCAAUUCUCAGGCGACAAAGUCAGACUUAAUGAAGUCGUGAUUUAGACAAAAUUAACAUUGCUAAGAAAAAGUUUGUCAAUUAAACGUUAAAAUGCAAACGAAAAAUUAACUACAGGUUUCGAAAAGGCAAUUAAUAUCAUCAUCAUAAACUAGAUUGAAGGUGUAAAGAAACAAUACUGUUAAUACCUUAUCAACCUGAGAAUGUAACCAGAAAAGAAAGCUGGUUGUGGUUUUGCAUGAAAUGUAUAAUAAUUAAAAGUAUUAGGUACAAUUAAAAUUAAGGUUAUCUCACAUAGAGUUAAUGACAAAAGUUUUGCCUUUGUACAACUCUUUGUUUCUUCGUUGAAUUUUGUUCAAAAAAUCGUGUCUUCUUCCCUGUCAACUUUUUUAUUUUCAGCGAACUUCAACAAGUGUUUCUUUAACUUCGUUUAAAGCUCAUCAUAACAUUUGAUGCUUGAAUUUGAGUGACGUGGGCUUGACUCGACAGAGCUUGCAUAAUUCGUUCGUCAUUUGUCAUAGCGACUUAUUUGCUGAGAAGAAAAAACGCAGCUACAAGUCGCUAUGUCAAAUACUGAACUAUGCAAGCUAUGUUGAGUCAAACCGCGUCUCUCAGAUUUAAGCUAUCAAGCGUUAUGAUGAGCUUCAGACGAACUCUAAGGAGUACUAGUUGAAGUUUGCCGAAAAUGAGAAAGUUGUCAGGGAAGUAUAUAUUCACGAAUGUUUGAACAAAUUUCGAGGAAGAAAUAAAUAGUCGAAGUAUUUCCAAAAUUUUGUCAUUAAUUUUAUGUGUGAUACCUUGGGUUUUAAUUAUUAUAAUUUCCAUGCAACACAACGACCAGCUUUCAUUUCUGGUUACUUUCAAAGCCAAUAAACUUAUCAGUUACCAUAACAUUGAGAAAAAACAUGUUUUUUGAUACAAUAUAAUAAAAAACAGAAAACUAUAUUGAAAUAAACUGUAAUAUGAUAUCAAUGUACAUAUACUUUGGUAUAAGAAAAACAAUAAUUUUUAAUCCUAUUGAUUGAUUGAAAAUAUAAUACUUUCAUACAAUGAUACAAUGAUAACUCCAUUUAGAUUUAAAAUCCCCACAACCAUCUUUUAUUGCUGAUACUGCUACAUAGAAUUAUUGGAAAUAGAAAAAACUUAUUUUUUAUUUUUCUUAAUUAAUAAAAUGCAUUACAAAAUCGGUCCCGCUAAACCAAAAUAGAUUUUACAGCAAGUGCCUAUUAAUAAUAAAAUGCAUAAAUAGAAUGACAUGUUAACUUAAACAAUAAACUAAGGAAAACAUUUUUUAUUAUUUUUAAAUGGGAGUUUAGAAAUUAAUACAGUAAUGAGGUAUUAUGUGGUCUAAAGAUUGAAUGAUAAAGACUAAGAAAUUGUCAAAAACCACAGAUUUAUUGAAUUAUCGAUUUAUAAAUCUGUGGUUUUUGACAAUUUCUUAGUCUUUUUCAUUCCAUAUGAAUAUCACCACAAUAUGAUAUAUUGUGGUGAUAUACCUAUCACCACAAUAUCAUAUAUUGUGGUGAUAUACCACAAUAUCACCUACACAAAAAAUGGUCUGAAGAUAGGGUUAAUGGAAAAGGGGGGAAAACGGAAAAUACAAAACUUUAAAUCAUAAAACUGAAUUAAAAUUGAAAGAAAUCAUUAUUCCAAUGAUAAACUUUGUUUUCUGAAACAGCUAUAAUUUAUUAUUUUCAAUAAUAAUUGGAAAUCCGCUGGAUCAGACACAAGUCCUCAUUCAUCCCAAAAAUGUGUAAGGUCCGUUUGAGAGAUAUAGAAUUUUUAAAUAUAUAUUAAGCACACAAUAAAUACUCUAGAGUUUCAUAAUGAUAUAUAUUAUACAAAAAAACACAACACAGACAGAUUGAAAACACUUGAAAUACGUAUAUUUUACAUGAGUUGCCUUCUGUGAGUUGUAGUGGUGCUACAUCAACAACGUAACCAUCAACAGCUCGUACCACUACAACUCACCAGUUGAAGAAGGCAACACAGUUGCCCAAAUAUCAUGAUGAGCUUCAGACGAACUCUAAGGAGUACUAGUUGAAGUUUGCCGAAAAUGAGAAAGUUGUCAGGGAAGAAUAUAUUCACGAAUGUUUGAACAAAUUUCGAGGAAGAAAUAAAUAGUCGAAGUAUUUGCAAAAUUUUGUCAUCAAUUUUAUGUGUGAUACCUUGGGUUUUAAUUAUUAUAAUUUCCAUGCAACACAACGACCAGCUUUCUUUUCUGGUUACUUUCAAAGGUUCCCUGAAUUCAUUCCAUUGUAGCAAUGCGUAAGCUUUUUGUCUGUCUCAACUGUUUGUUUCUGUAAAAUCAAAAAAAAUUAAUGAUAGGGAUAGUGAAGCUGAUGUAACAGCUGGGUUUACUAACUUAUAUAUACCACAUAACCAUAUUUGGAAAACUUUUGACAUACUUUACAUACUAAAAAGGUGGUACGGUAUCCAUUACUCAUGUAAUCUGUGUAAUAAACUUAUCGUCUGAACUUCUAUUAUUAACUAUUAUGAUUGGAUUAUUUCCAUUGACUUUAUUUGAUUGUCAGUCUAAUACAUUUCAUUCGUCUAUUGUAAUUUUUAAAAUUGUUUUAUUAUUCUAUUAAGAAAAAAAAUGGAGUUCACAUUUAACUCCAAGUGAUGUGGUAUCACAUUUACUCUUUUAAUCAAUUAUUCUAACCUCAAACCACAAACUUCAUAAGCUAUCAACAGUUUCUUUUCUGUUUCAAUAUCUUAUGAUGAAAAUAUUCAUUGGUAUUCGAAACCUUACGUUAUGUUGAGCUUCAGACGAACUUGUAGGAGUAAUUUUCGAAGUGUUAAGUCUGCGGAGAAUAAGCACCAGUAUAAGUAUUUACCUGCUAUAUACUGGUUCAAGGAGUAAUGUUCGAGUCAGGAAUUUGCAGAAGAAAAUUGAUCAGAAGAUCAAUCUUUCUUCUAUUUCUACUAAACGAGAUUUUUCGUACUUUUCUUUCUUCCUUUAUCAAAGUAUUUUUAGUUUUAAUAUGACCGAUAUUAAAUACAACCAUGACUGGAUGGUUGAACCAUGAUAUUGAACCGUGAACGAAUGAUAUUGAAAAGUAUUGAACCAAUUCAUGACUGAAUAAUAUGAUGUAAAUACAAUAUUUUUAUUUUGCUUAGCCCUCUUGACAAUUAUCACAUUGGCUAUUAAUAAGAAGUAUAAUUUUUCAAUUUUUAUACAGUAGAUACUGUAAAAUAUAAUGUGCAAUUUGUAGAAAUAAUGUCAACUCACGCUUUCAUUUUAUAUACAAUACUCAGGAUAACUGUUUUUUGUUUUUUUUUAUUGUUCACCAAGUUUUUGGAAGUUUGCGAUUGUAUCGCUUUAUUUAAUUUCUUUAUUAUCGAAGUAGAUAAAAUUUAGUAUUUUAUUCCAAGCAAAUACUAAUUUUAUUUUUAAAGGCUUCAAUGUUAUUUAUGCUUAGAAGCCUUUUUAUUCAUAUAAAUUCAGUGUAUCAUUUUUCACAAGUAUUGUAUAUUUAUUUGUGUGCUCAUUCAUAAAACUUCUUUGUCCA